AUGGAGUUUGCUUUCUCGCACUGGAGCGACCCAUAUAAGCGUGGGGAGCGGAUCUCGGCGCUGUCAGUGGGCUGUCCUGGGAACAGGUGCUCGCUUCUCACCUCCACUCUCUUUAUCCCCCAGGUUGUCCGCAGUCGCCUGGAGAAGAAGGGGAUCGUGGUGCACAACGUGAGGCUGAACGGCUCAGCAGCCAGCCACGUGCUGCACCAGGACAGCGGGCUGGGCUACAAAGACCUCGACCUCAUCUUCGGGGUGGACCUGAAGACGGAAGACGUCUUCCAGCAGGUGAAGGAUGUGGUGAUGGAUUGCCUCCUCGACUUCCUCCCCGAAGGGGUCAACAAAGACAAGAUCACCCCCAUGACGCUGAAGGAAGCCUACGUGCAGAAGCUGGUGAAGGUGUGCAACGAAACCGACCGCUGGAGCCUCAUCUCCCUGUCCAACAACAGCGGGAAGAACGUGGAGCUCAAAUUCGUGGACUCUCUCAGGAGGCAGUUUGAGUUCAGCGUGGAUUCCUUUCAGAUCAUCCUGGAUUCCCUUCUGCUCUUCGGGGAGUGCUCGGAGAACCCCAUGGCCGAGAACUUCCACCCCACGGUCACCGGGGAGAGCAUGUAUGGGGACUUUGAGGAGGCCAUGGAGCACCUGAGGAGCAGAGUCAUCGCCACCCGGAACCCGGAGGAGAUCAGAGGCGGGGGGCUCCUGAAGUACUGCAACCUCCUGGUGAGGGGCUUCAAACCCAAAUCCGAGGUGGAUAUGAAGGCUCUGCAGCGUUACAUGUGCUCCAGGUUUUUCAUAGACUUCUCUGACAUCGGCGAGCAGCAGAGGAAGCUGGAGUGCUACCUGCAGAGCCACUUCGUGGGCAUGGAGGACAAACGUUACGACUACCUGAUGACCCUCCACCGGGUGGUCAAUGAGAGCACGGUCUGCCUCAUGGGACACGAGCGGAGGCAGACCCUGAACCUCAUUGCCACGCUGGCCGUGAGGGUCCUGGCUGAGCAGAACAUCCUCCCCACUGUCACAAAUGUCACCUGCUAUUACCAGCCGGCCCCUUACAUCAGCGAGAUCAACGUCAACUACUACGUGACCCACGUGCAGCCCUUCCUGCCCUGCAACCAAUCCUACCCGACGUGGCUGCCCUGUAACUGAGCUGGGAUGAACUUCAGGGGCUGCCCUCGAGGUAUUCCCUCAUUUUUGGGGAGCCGGGAGUGGGGGCAACCUUCCUAGAACUGCAACAAAAGGAAACUUCACUCUUGCCCCCCAGCGUGUGUUGCUGCUGGGGUGGUCAGAGCCAGGCCUGCAGGCUGUGAUGCGCCGUGCAGUGCUGCAGGAGCUCAGAUGGCAAGAUUUAUUGUAGGCAACGGGGGGGCUGGGGGGGAAGGGGGGUGUGAGGGGAGAU
Meleagris gallopavo (turkey) is the source of this 1393-nucleotide messenger RNA. NCBI's taxonomy places the organism in Eukaryota, Metazoa, Chordata, Aves, Galliformes, Phasianidae. The record is from RefSeq and is a predicted model, not a curated record.